Molecule: messenger RNA, 731 nt
Organism: Microplitis demolitor
Lineage: Eukaryota; Metazoa; Arthropoda; Insecta; Hymenoptera; Braconidae
Exons: 2
Coding region: 36-530 (164 amino acids)
Source: RefSeq, a predicted model, not a curated record
UUUUAAAGAGACAGUAUUUUUAAAAAAAUAAAAAAAUGAUUAUCUAUAAAAAAUCAUCCAUAAUUUUAAUAUUCCUAUUAUCAAUAAAUUUUUUAAAUUGUAUUUGUGAUAAAAUGAGUAGUAAAGAAACAGAAAGCACUCUUGAAAAAUUAGUUAAACUUUUCACCGAACCGGGAGCAUUUAAACGUGUAGGUGAAAUAUUUGGAGAAAAUUCAAUUGACGAAACUGUAUCGUGUGCUAAAGGUGAUGAAGGUCUCGAUUGCAGAAGAGCCGAAGCACGAAGAUCUGUUGAUUGUCCUGACGGUGAUUGCUACUGUUACAACUGUUCAGUAGCUGGCCCAGAAUUAUGGCCAUCAUGUUGCCGUGAGAGUUCGAAAUGUUGUUCUUAUUUGGCAGCUGCUUGUCGCAAUUGUGAUCAGCCUUCGUUGUUUUCUUUUUGCUCAAAGCAUUUUAAAAAGUGUUUAAAAGAAUUCAGAGAGAGUACGAUGACUACGGAAAGCAGUAAUCCAACGUUAAGUACUAACACAUAGUACGCAAUUCCACGUCUAUAUAUAUAUAUAUAUAUUAUACAUAAUAUAUGUCUUACGUUCGACAGAGAAAAUUAUUAAUUCUCCGGUAAUCAAAUGUCGAAACCCUGUUGAUUAAAUACAGUUGCAUAAGAACGUUAGUCUGAAUUUCCAUAUAUGUUUUCACCAGCUCGACUGGUGUCUGUACCUGGAAAUUAAACUCAC